Myzus persicae (green peach aphid) is the source of this 625-nucleotide messenger RNA. RefSeq names its product 26S proteasome non-ATPase regulatory subunit 14-like. The transcript is spliced from 3 exons. The coding region runs from base 216 to 515 and encodes 99 amino acids. Gene Ontology annotation, cellular component: proteasome regulatory particle, lid subcomplex. Lineage: Eukaryota; Metazoa; Arthropoda; Insecta; Hemiptera; Aphididae. Gene Ontology annotation, molecular function: proteasome binding; metallopeptidase activity; protein binding. The record is from RefSeq and is a predicted model, not a curated record. Gene Ontology annotation, biological process: proteasome-mediated ubiquitin-dependent protein catabolic process; protein deubiquitination.
GGCCGUCGGUAUUUCAGUUUUCGGUAAUUUAAUAUUUCAUUUCAUACUUCUCAAUUUCAAAUUCUCAUAGGAUAUUUGCUAAUUUUUUCAUGUAUUGACCAUCAUGACAAAAUAUUAUUUAUUUUAUUGUUUUAGUGUUUAUUUUGUCAUGCUAGUCACUGUCUAGUAUCCACUCAGUACUCACAAAUUCGAUUUUGACCACCGACGACACAGAUAUGUCAUAUUAUAUUAUUUUAUCAUUCAGUUUUUCAAAAGUUAUGGAUCGUCUAUUGAGGUUGGUCGGAGGUAUACCCUUGGGACAAGGGUUGGCUUCUGCUGCCGAUACUCCUGUUGUAGACACUGCUGAACAAGUUUAUGUGUCAUCAUUGGCCUUGUUAAAAAUGUUGAAACAUGGACGAGCUAGAGUUCCUAUGGAAGUUAUGGGCUUGAUGUUAGGUGAAUUUGUGGACGAUUGCACUGUACGUGUUAUUGAUGUAUUCGCUAUGCCUCAAACUGGAACCAUGAGAAUGAUGUAAGUGUUGAAGCUGUUGACCCAGUAUUCCAAGCAAAGAUGUUGAGGAUAUGUUGAAACAAACAGUCGGGUCAGAGAUGGUUGUUGGAUGGUAUCAUUCACAUCCAGGGUUUG